Messenger RNA from Sitophilus oryzae (rice weevil), 1649 nucleotides. RefSeq lists its product as uncharacterized. Gene Ontology annotation, molecular function: oxidoreductase activity. The transcript has 8 exons. Bases 247 to 1479 code for a protein of 410 amino acids. The record is from RefSeq and is a predicted model, not a curated record. NCBI's taxonomy places the organism in Eukaryota, Metazoa, Arthropoda, Insecta, Coleoptera, Curculionidae.
AUUCUACCCCCCACUCCAUUACCAGACACUGUCGGUACUGCGAAACACCGAUAACACAAUAACAUGAUUAUAUCGGCGACUCCUCAAUGAGAAAUUGUGCGUAUAAUAUUCAUAUCAAAAAGCCUCGAUAGAAAGCCUUGACGACCUUCAAUUCAAAAAAUGCAAUAAACCAGAGCUUUGCCUACGAGCUAUUUCCAGUUAUAUUAUUAUUUUGCUGUGGUUUCAUCAGGUUGGAGGCCCCUAAGUAUGGCACUUCGAUGUUAUAGAUUGUUUUUGACGCAAAAUCAAUCGGUUCUAAGGCCACUGGAUCGAGGUCAAGGCGAAUUGUUGCUGAUAACGAGGCCCGCGGUUGGUAAUGAAACGAAAUGUCAUUACUCUGUCGGUCCAAGACUGAUAACGCCGAUAGAGGAAGCAAGGAGGUUCAUGACCGAUUGCUUUCUAGCUGUUGGUACUCCAAAAGAACAUGCAGAAAUUGUUUCUGAAAAUCUGUUUGAGGCAGAUUAUAGAGGACACUACAGCCAUGGCAUGAACAGACUCGAAAUGUACAUCAGGGACAUUCAACAUAAUUCCUCAGACGCUAAAGCCGUGCCUUGUAUAUUGAAGGAAACUGCAGCUACGGCUUUGGUGGAUGGUAAAAAUGGAUUGGGUGCUGUAGUGGGCGAACGGUGUAUGGCACUAGCAAUUAAAAAGGCUAAAGAGGUUGGCAUAGGCUUUGUUGUGGCUAGAGGUUCAAACCAUUUUGGCAUAGCUGGAAAAUACGCAAUGCAAGCAAUCGAUGAGGGUUUAUUAGGGAUGAGUUUUUCGAAUACGUCACCUUUCAUGACGCCAACGCGAGCGAAGACGGCUACUUUAGGGACAAACCCUUUAUCGCUUGGGGCACCUGCAACAAAAGGUGACAGCUUUGUGUUAGACAUGGCAACAACGGCUGUCGCUGUUGGAAAGAUAGAGCUGGCCCGCAGGAAACAGGAGCCGAUUCCCGAGGGAUGGGCGCUGAACGACCAGGGCAUGCCCGAAACCAAUCCUACCAUAGCGUACAAGAGCGCCAAGCUGAUGCCGUUGGGAGGCACGGAGGUCAAUUCGGGCUACAAGGGCUACGGACUGGGCAUGCUGGUCGAGAUAUUUUCAGGCAUUUUAUCAGGUUCGGCCUACGGUCCGCACAUUAGAAAAUGGGGUCAGGCGGACAAGUUGGCCAACUUGGGUCACGCAUUUAUGGCUAUAGACCCCAGCGCCUUUGAACCUGGAUUUGAAGACAGACUGUCAGAUCUACUUAAUUAUGCCAGAAAUUUGGAGCCGGCAGAUCCGGCGAAGCCCGUUUUGGCGCAUGGCGAUAAAGAACGGCAACACAUGGAGAAAGUCAAGAAAGAUGGAGGUUUCAGAUACGUAGAAAAUCAACACUCUACGAAUGAUAAACUUGCGAAAGAGCUUAAGGUGAAACCGAUGGAGUCCAAGACUGUCAAUCUUCCAGCUGACGAUGAUUAGAAGAAAAUACAAGAUGCAAUGCACCUAGGCGUAAUAAUAUCUGCUUUUCUGUGGUUGUUGACACUUUGAUGUUUAUCGAAUAUGGCACGUUGAUGCAAAAGUUGUUUGACUAAAUAAAGAUGAUAAUGUAAUACGCACAAAUUGUUGAAAAAUAUAUUGUUUGUUGCUUA